AUGGUGAACAUCCCGAAGACGCGGAAUACUUAUUGCCGCGCGUGCAAGAAGCACACACCUCACAAGGUGUCGCAGUACAAGACUGGCAAGGCUUCUUUGACAGCCCAGGGCAAGCGACGAUACGACAAGAAGCAGGUGAGAAUGAUGUUUGCAUCAAGUGGCCUGAGUGAGGCUGGCUUUGGUGGGCAAACGAAGCCAAUCUUUCACAAGAAGGCUCAUUGCCAGGAUGAGCUAGGAGUCCACUUAUUUGGAGCAGCCCACUUGCUGCUCACAGAAUCCAUUAUGCAGGCAAAGACCACCAAGAAGAUCGUGCUGAAGUUUGAGUGCACAAAGUGCAAGGACAUCCUGCCACUGUCAGAUUCCCUCUUCCCUUUGCUAGCACAGAAUUUGUAG
Molecule: messenger RNA, 393 nt
Organism: Durusdinium trenchii
Lineage: Eukaryota; Dinophyceae; Suessiales; Symbiodiniaceae
Source: the annotation of a GenBank genome assembly